Messenger RNA from Echinops telfairi (small Madagascar hedgehog), 1158 nucleotides. It is a transcript of the gene NPY2R, whose product is annotated as neuropeptide Y receptor Y2. Gene Ontology annotation, cellular component: membrane. Bases 10 to 1158 code for a protein of 382 amino acids. Lineage: Eukaryota; Metazoa; Chordata; Mammalia; Afrosoricida; Tenrecidae. The record is from RefSeq and is a predicted model, not a curated record. Gene Ontology annotation, molecular function: neuropeptide Y receptor activity. The transcript has a single exon. Gene Ontology annotation, biological process: G protein-coupled receptor signaling pathway.
GUGCUCACCAUGGGCCCACUAGGUUCAGAGACUGAGGAGAACGGAACAGUGGAAGAUGUGAAGGUGGAGCCAUCUGGGCCAAGGCAGACCACUCCUAGCGAUGAGUUGCCCCCUGACCCUGAGCCGGAGCUUCUAGACAGCACUAAACUGGUUGAGGUACAGAUUGUCCUCAUCCUGGCAUAUUCCUCCAUCAUCUUGCUUGGGGUGAUGGGAAACUCCCUGGUGAUCCACGUGGUGGUCAAAUUCAAGAGCAUGCGUACAGUCACUAACUUUUUCAUCGCAAAUCUGGCUGUAGCUGACCUUUUAGUGAACACCUUGUGUCUGCCCUUUACUCUCAUCUACACAUUAAUGGGGGAGUGGAAAAUGGGUCCUGUCCUAUGCCACCUGGUGCCCUAUGCCCAGGGCUUGGCAGUACAGGUAUCCACAAUCACCUUGAUAGUCAUUGCCCUGGACCGGCAUCAAUGCAUUGUCUACCACCUGGAAAGCAAGAUCUCCAAACACAUCAGCUUCCUGAUCAUUGGCUUGGCCUGGGGCGUCAGUGCUCUACUGGCAAGCCCCCUGGCCAUCUUUCGGGAGUAUUCCCUGAUUGAGAUAAUUCCAGACUUUGAAAUCGUGGCCUGUACUGAAAAGUGGCCUGGUGAGGAGAACAGCAUUUAUGGAACUGUCUAUAGCCUCUCCUCCUUGUUAAUUCUGUAUGUGCUGCCUCUGGGAAUUAUAUCUUUUUCCUACAUCCGCAUCUGGAGUAAACUGAAGAACCACGUCAGACCCGGGGCUGCAAAUGACCACUACAAUCAGCGAAGGCAAAAAACCACCAAAAUGCUUGUGUGUGUGGUCGUGGUCUUUGCGGUCAGCUGGUUGCCCCUCCAUGCCUUCCAACUUGCUGUUGACAUUGACCACCAGGUGUUGGACCUGAAGGAGUACAAACUCAUCUUCACGGUGUUCCACAUCAUCGCCAUGUGUUCCACCUUUGCAAACCCCCUCCUCUACGGCUGGAUGAACAGCAACUACAGGAAGGCUUUCCUCUCAGCCUUCUGCUGUGAGCAGACGCUGGACCCCAUGCAUUCAGAGGUGUCUGUGACGUUCAAGGCUAAAAAGAACUUGGAAGUCAAAAAGGAGAAUGGGCCCCAUGACUCUUUCACAGAGGCUACUGACGUCUAA